Messenger RNA from Oppia nitens, 1540 nucleotides. RefSeq names its product queuine tRNA-ribosyltransferase catalytic subunit 1-like (gene Tgt). Gene Ontology annotation, cellular component: cytosol. Gene Ontology annotation, molecular function: tRNA-guanosine(34) queuine transglycosylase activity. Bases 104 to 1369 code for a protein of 421 amino acids. The transcript has a single exon. NCBI's taxonomy places the organism in Eukaryota, Metazoa, Arthropoda, Arachnida, Sarcoptiformes, Oppiidae. The record is from RefSeq and is a predicted model, not a curated record.
AUUUUAAUUGCAAUCAAAGCAUGUGUUGAGACAAUAAUUAUUGUAAAUAAAUAGCGAUUAUUAAUGUUGUAAUAAAACACGUGUAAUAGUAAUCAAACAUAUAAUGAGUGGCAAAGGAUUGUCGUUUGAGGUGUUGGUUGAGUGCAACAAAACUCGGGCCCGACUCUCGAAACUGGUUCUCAGGUCACUAUCGGACGGCGGUAUCGCCGGUCAGGACGUUACGAUUGAUACGCCGAUGUUUAUGCCGGUCGGCACUAAUGCCACGAUUAAGGGACUCUUACCGAAACAGAUUGAACGCAACGGCGCCCGACUAAUACUAGCCAACACGUAUCACGUGGGCAGUCGACCCGGUGUGGACACAGUGGACCGGGCGGGCGGUAUUCACGAGUUUAUGCGUUGGCGUAACGCCCUUCUGACCGAUUCAGGUGGCUUUCAGAUGGUAUCGCUGAGUAAAUUGUCAGAAGUUACCGAAAACGGUGUCUUAUUUAGGAGUCCAUACGAUAAGGAGAGUACCGAUGUAACAGACGAGAUGCUGUUGACGCCUGAAAUGGCCACCGAAAUGCAACACAAGAUCGGGUCAAAUAUUAUGAUGCAAUUGGAUGACGUGAUUAAAACAACACAUCCCGACCAACAACGGAUGGAAGAGGCAUUGCAUCGAUCGAUUCGGUGGUACGAUAGGUGUCGACUCACACACGACAAGGCCGUCACCGAAGACCGAACUGGACGCCGAACCAAACAAAAUUUGUUUCCUAUAAUACAGGGCGGACUCAAUCCAGAAUUUCGACGCCAAUCGGUUGAUCAAAUUGUUGCCAGAGAUCCAGUCGGUAUAGCUAUUGGCGGACUCAGUGGCGGAGAGGCGAAAGAGAAGUUUAUUGAGAUGGUGUCCGUUAGCACCGAGAGUCUACCACCAAACAAACCGAGGUAUUUGAUGGGAGUUGGUUUGGCCAUCGAUAUGUUAAUGUGUGUGGCUUUCGGUGUCGAUCUCUUUGACUGUGUCUUUCCAACCCGAACCGCCCGAUUUGGGUGUGCGCUAAUUGGUUACGGCAAAGAGCUGAAUCUUAGGAGCCCCUCAUUGGCCGCUGACUUUGGACCGCUGGACAAGGAGUGCGAUUGCAAGGCAUGUCUGAACUAUACCCGCUCUUACAUCCAUCACUUGAUGCGCGACAAAAAUACCGUCGGUUGUCAUCUGCUGAGUGAACAUAAUAUCCGAUUUCAGAUGCGUUUUAUGAAACUUAUCCGCGACUCCAUCAGAGAUGGGGUUUUUGAACAAUUUAUUUGUAAUAAUCUUAAGUUUCAUUUCGGUGAUAAUAAACACGAUUAUCCCGAAUGGAUAACCAAAGCGGUCAAUGAUUUAAAUUUAAAUAUUUGAUAAUUUUAUUAUAAUAGCUGUGAUAUACAAUAUUAUUUGGUCAUACAUUACAUAAUAUCAUGUGUUGCACUAUAUUAAUGCAUUGUAUCAAUUAUUAAAUGCCCGCCGCCUCCCAACCCUCCCAUUAUUUCUAUCCAAAUAGUACCCAGCAAUGCCGAUACUGUACAUUCA